Messenger RNA from Gamsiella multidivaricata, 828 nucleotides. RefSeq lists its product as uncharacterized. The record is from RefSeq and is a predicted model, not a curated record. The transcript is spliced from 3 exons. The coding region runs from base 1 to 828 and encodes 275 amino acids. NCBI's taxonomy places the organism in Eukaryota, Fungi, Mortierellomycota, Mortierellomycetes, Mortierellales, Mortierellaceae.
AUGUUGAUGAAAACCUCCUUCGUUGCAGCUAUCCUGGCCUGCUUGUCCAUGACCGUCCAGGCCCACAUUAGUAUGAGCAACCCCUGCGGCCGCUACCAUUCCAGGGCUGGAUGCCCUGCUCCCCCACCUGGUCAGUCGAUCGACUACGAUACCAACUCUCCCAUCGGCACCCAUGAUUCACAGAAGUUCCCCCUCUGCAAGCACACCGUCCCCUACACCCAGCGUACCGUCUACAAGGCUGGUGAGACGAUCAACACCGGCUACUCCAUCGGCGCUGCCCACGGAGGCGGACACUGCCAAUGGGCUCUGUCCUACGACAACGGCAAGACCUAUGUCGUCAUCAAGACCUUGCUCGGCGAGUGCUUCAAGGGCCAGACCGGCGGCCAGAGCUACACCCUCCCUGUUCAGAUCCCUAGCAAUGCCCCCUCGGGCAAGGCGACCUUCAUGUGGCUCUGGAACAAUGCCGUCGGUAACCGUGAGCUGUACUCCAGCUGCGCCGACAUUGAAAUCAAGGGUUCCAACGGUGGAUCCAUCUCUGGUGUCGAACCCCUGAUCGCCAACUAUGGUCCUUCGAGUGUAUUUAUCGCCGAGUUUGUCCAUGGCAACGAUGGCAGCGGAGAGUUCGCUAAGCGCAAACCAAUCACCAUCAGCGUUCCUAGCGGAAACGGUGCGUCCGAGGCUACUACCACGACUACCCAGGUCAUCCCUAUCCCUACCACCACCACCACCACCAGUAAUACUGCCUGGGCCACUUGCUCACUCACCACCACCACCCGCGUCGUGACCAGGACCGAGACCGAGGUCAUUAAGCCCACUUGGUGCAUCUAA